GUUCGGUUUACUGACAGCGGGUGUUUUGACGUCGCGUGCGUUCUUGCUAAAUGGACGUUGUUCGUAAAUUAGCCAAGGCUCUAGCCUCUAAUCAAGAUAAAGUGAGACGAAAGGCACAGAAGCAAGUAAAAGUAAUCCUUUCAAAGAAAUCAUUCAAUGGGAAAGAUGAUUGGACUUACGAACAGUUGCUAGGCAUUUGCAAAGGUCUUCACUACAGUUUAUGGAUGCAGGAUAAGUUGCUGCUGAAGGAACAAACGGUCGUCCGGUUAUGUAACAUAUUACCCAAUAUUGAGGACAACACGGUCACAUUGUAUUAUUCUUAUGCCAUGUUUGAAACACUAGCAAGAGAAUGGGAUAACUUAGAUUACUGGAGGGUAGACAAAUUUAUGCUACUCGGACGAGAAUUUUUUACGAGAGGCCUUCAGUUUAUUUCCUGCAAAAAACCUGAAAUUUUACCUUCAUUUGUGGAGGCCAUUUUCACCAAGAUAUUGAACAAUGACAUAAAUCAUGCUGUUGGUCUAAAAAUUCAUUUCUGUACUCUAAUAGGUGAAGAACUUCCGAAAAAGAACGUAAAAAUGUUAUCUGUGCAGUUAGUCUUUCAAUAUCUCCUGGUUUUACUAGCUUCCCUACCGAAACACAACAUUUACGCUCACAAUGUCCUAUCUCUGAUUACUCGGAUAACAAAACUUAUUCGAAGACGUCCACAAUGUUGUCUAGAUCGUAUUAUGAAAUGUCUUGAGAAUAUUUUAAGCAAAGAUUCCUCGUAUAGAAACGCUCUAAAACGAGUUGACACAAAUCUAAAAAGAAUUCUGGCAAAUAGAGAAACUACAUCAGUGGUAACCGAUGGACAGAUUCCCACGAUAUGUACAGAGUCUUCACCUGAGACGACAAAUAUCGUCCCCAAUACUUGUGAGAAUAUAAAUAGUGAAGGUGGUUCAUCAGAGCUUAAGAUCGUAAAGAAAAAAAUUCCGAAGGUUUUAAAGAAGAAAAAACGGGUGAUUAAAAAACGUUCAUAUGCUGAAGCUGCUAAUGUAAAUCGUUACUUACUUUCCAACUACUUUUAGUCCGUAAAUGUAGAGUUCAGCAAUCAAGCUGAUGAUUUUGUCGAAGAAUCACGUCCGAAGAGAAUGAAAUCUGAAAUACCUACAAAGUCUGUUGACGAAUGCACAGCAGUUCCAUGUGUAGUUCCUGAUUCUCCAUGCCCUUUUUCAGCAUGUGAUGAAUCCAAACCAAACGUCGGUCAAUUUAUAUCUCCUAAUGUUUCAAUAAGUGUCAACUCUGCUUCUGAAGAAAAGUGUACUUCAAACACUCCGCUUUCUUCUGAAAGACGUGUAUCCUUUGGUAAGGUAUUUCGUAAGAGUAGGUUUACUGCACAGUUUUCCAUAAUCUAAAUUUUAGAAUUUAACUCAACUCGUUGCAUCUCCCUAACCCCACCGGUUAGGGUUAUUCCAGCCAAGGGAAUUUUAAGAAGUAACAAAUCUAUAGCUGAUGAAGCAAAAGCUAACGUUUCGUUCUAAUUGAAGUUGUAAUUUUGUACAUAUAAAUGAAAUAAACACAAUAUUUAUGUA
Molecule: messenger RNA, 1568 nt
Organism: Schistosoma margrebowiei
Lineage: Eukaryota; Metazoa; Platyhelminthes; Trematoda; Strigeidida; Schistosomatidae
Source: the annotation of a GenBank genome assembly